Messenger RNA from Pocillopora verrucosa, 6824 nucleotides. RefSeq names its product WD repeat-containing protein 90. The record is from RefSeq and is a predicted model, not a curated record. Gene Ontology annotation, molecular function: protein binding. NCBI's taxonomy places the organism in Eukaryota, Metazoa, Cnidaria, Anthozoa, Scleractinia, Pocilloporidae. Gene Ontology annotation, cellular component: centriole.
GAAAAUAUGGCGCGAAGCUCCACGAAACAAUGUUUAUCUCAGAGGACGAAUUUACGCAAGCUAUUUUAAAUCUUUGAGGGAAAAGAAAAUGAACGAAACUGAGGAAGGGAAUUAAAAAGGAAAUCGAAGAUGUCAAAAUUUUGGCAACAUCCGAAUGUGAAUCUGUUUAAACAUUUUAACAUUGGAGAAUGGAAGAAGUGCUCCAAGGAAGGAGAAGUCUCAACUAUUAUGGACAAACAGGUGAAAGGCACAGUUUAUAGAAUCACUGGAUCAAUUCCUGCCAGCAACUUCAUUCAGUUCCCUCGCACCAGCACUCAGUCAUUAGGGUUGACUGGUAGAUUUUUGUACUGCCUAUUCCGUCCGAUUGCUGGAAAGUACUUUGUUGUCCAUGUGGAUUUAGCAACAGAUGAUGGACUUACCAUUAGGAUUUCCUUCUCAAAUAUGUUCAAAGAGUUCAAGUCCACCUCAACAUGGCUACAGUUUCCAUUUGUCUCCAGCCCUCCUCCUGGUUCAGUGGAUGAAGCUACUCUCAGUGAAGCGGGCACCAUAACAAGUCUUGUGGGCACCACUUCUCAAACAACUCGCUGGACUGUUCUGGUGCUAGACUUUCGAUACAUCCUUUCUGUCUACCUGAACCGCCAAUAUUCUUACAUGAAAAGCAUUCGCUUGUGUGCCAACAUGUUUCUCAAAGGACUCUUUACAAGUGACAUAGAUUACGCACCUGGUAUUUCUGCUUCUGAAGCCAGAAAACUAGGCUUGUUGGAUAAAGGAAUCAGUCCUUUGCCAAGAGAAAUGGCAUUUCCUUUAGCCAAGGGAGCAGAUUGGGACCAGUUAUAUGACUACAUCAAGUUCCCUCCUGAUUCCAAAAUUGCACAAUUUGGAAUCAUGGCAAAUAUGAAGUCUACAUUACAACAUGCCAAUGGGGAGCAACCCCCAACCACUGCAAAGGAAGAAAGACAGACCAGAGUAAAUCAUGUCAGUCAGGUUGGUUCAUCGGCAAAACUUUCCCAAGAAACAUCUCAACACUCAAGAGGUGACGUAAAGACACGUCAAGCAGUAACCUCAAGGAUAGCAUUAGUGGACAGACUUAAUCCACACAAGCAACACCCAAAAAAACGCAAACACAUUGUUCCUACUGCCCUACCAGCAGUAGGAAUCCAAGGAGCACAAGUGGCAGAUCCAAAUUUUGGUGAAGUACAUGUCUAUGCCCAUCCAAAUAAAUCUGUCACUAAUCUUCAACAAUGGAAAGAACCAGAUAAGGUCCAACAGUUAGAAAGAAUGGAAAUACCAAAGGCUUCUAGGGCAGGAAACUUCACGACGCUCAAACCAGAUCCCAUUCUGUCUCUGAAAAGAGUUGUGGGGUUUGGAGGUGGCACCUACAAUGAGGCUUUGUGGACAAAGAAUGGUUCUUGCAUAGUGUACCCAUGUCAUGCAAUCAUUGUAGCGAUAGAUGUGUCAUCUGGACAACAACAGUUUUUUAUGGGUCACACAGACAAGGUUUCAGCCCUGGCCUUUGAUGGUCAAAGAGAUAUUUUAGCUUCAGCCCAGACUGGAUCUCCUUCUGUUAUCAGAAUAUGGAAGUACCAUUCACAAAAGUGCACCGCAAUGUUUCGAGCCGAAGUGCAUGAUGUGCACUGUAUAAGUCUUUCAUACAGUGGCAACAUUUUAUGUGGUGUUGGAAAAGACAACCUUGGAAAGCAGCUGAUUGUGGUUUGGGAUAUCAGUCAUGCUAUCAGAGGUGGAGAAGUUUCCAUUAUUGCCAAAGCACACACUGAUAUUGAUAUUCAGCGCAUGAGAAUUGCAGAGUUUGAUGACAGCAGGUUGAUUUCUUGUGGUAAUGACAACAUUCGUUUCUGGCGAAUUCGCCAUGGUUCUUUGAGGUCUUGUCCAGUAGAUCUUGGUCGUCAAGGCUUGGUUCAUUUCACUGAUAUAGCUUAUGGAGCCAAAAAUCCCACAAGUGCAGAUCCUACAGUUAGAAAAGUCUAUUCCUGUACAAACCAAGGGACAAUUUAUCAGAUUGACUAUCAGAAGAUCAUGCUGGACAAAGUAAUCAGACUUCUUCCUAUUGGUUCUCGUAGCAACCUAGUUGGCAAGUAUGGUGGUACAACUCCAACUGAGUUUGGAAUUAGACUCAAUUCACUCUAUGUAAAUGAGUCAUUUUGUGCCACUGGCUCAGAUGAUGGUUUCCUUCGGUUGUGGCCUUUAGAUUUUUCCACUGUGUUCCUUGAAGCUGAACACGAGGGCCCAAUCACAGCUGUUAACAUCUCUAGUGAUGGACUUAAUGUGUUAGCAGGAACAAACACGGGUAAUCUUGGUGUAUUAAAUACAUCAACCCGCACCUACUCCACACUGAUGAGAUCUCAUACGCAAAAGAUCUCAGCCAUGUCAUUUGAUUCCACUCACCGUUAUCUGGCCACAGUGUCCUUUGAUGAAUCAAUACGAGUCUGGGAUCUUGACACUCUUGCACAGCUGUUUGACUUUCAAGCUCCUGGUGAGCUCCCCUGUGCCAUUGCAUAUCACCCUCAGCAGCAGUGCUUUGCCUGUGGGUUUAUGUCAGGAUGUGUAAGAGUGUUCCAUGUCGGGACAACAAAUCUGCUAGCUGAACAUAACCAGCAUGCUGGCCAAGUGACAGGCUUGGUGUUUACACCUAAUGGAGAAUUCAUGCACAGUGCAGGGUCACUAGGUUCUCUUUCAUUAUAUGAUGCUGCUGAUGAAGAAUUCCGGUUGAUUCGCAUGUUACCCAACACAGUUGCAGCAGGUGCUAAAUUUGGAUCCCAUGUACUGAGUGUAAGUGAAGACAGCCUGAAGUUGGCAUUUAUUGGACCCUCUGAAUACACAGUGACAGUUGCCAAUGCCAGAUCUCUGGAUGAGGUUUUACGCAUUGACAUCAGCACCAUCACUGCAGACCGAUCAGUUGUGGACUCUGCACUCCAUGUCUGUUUUUCUUCAUCAUCUCUAAAACAGUUAUUGGUAAUCACUUCAACAUCAAGGUUGCUGAAGCUUGACUCUCACAAUGGACUCUUGUUAAGCGAGGUUUCCAAUAUUCAUCGUGGUAACUGUUCAAGUUUAGCUGUGAGCCGUGAUGGGAAAUAUCUGGCCACUGCUGGAGACAAAGUUGUAAAGAUUUGGGAUUAUCAUAUGCGACUGGACAUUAACUUUCAGGUCUUUAUUGGCCAUUCAGAUCACAUUCAGCAAGUUGCUUUCACUCCAGAUAAUCUUGGGCUAAUUAGUGUAGGAGAGGCCAUUUUGUUAUGGGAUUUUCAUGGAAGAGUGAGGCAGACACAAGUGAAUGGAGGACGCAACCCACAGAAAAGUUACAUUCCUGAACUAGCAGCAGAAAAAAGUGUGAAAAUCACUCCUGAAAGACCAUAUAGUCCACCAAAUGGUCAUCCUAACACAGUCAUCCCAAGAAAAUCAGUUCCAGUACCAACUAAAUAUGAACCUCCUCAGUUUGACAUCAGCCCAAUUCCUGCUGAUGUGCAUGACAGCGAAAAUGUUCGUGGUACCCUUGAUAGAGUGCUGCAGAGUGAAGUUCAUGAUAGUUACUCUCCAGAGAAAAGCAAAAGCCCCCAAAAACAAGCUUUGCUCAACACUGGUGAAUCUGGCUCCCCCGUCAAGACUAAAUCUCCUGCCAGAAGAUUGAACUUCAAUGUUCCCCCACCGGGUGGAUCAAGAGUAGUAAACAGUGAUGACCAUCCUGUCCCUAAGGUCACUAGACACUACAGGUGCCGUGCAAGGACUUCCUCCUUGGCCGACCGCAGAUACACAGCUCCUCCAAACCAAGCAGGACUCCAGCUAAAAUCUGUUCUUGGAUACAAUGGGAAUGGAAGGAAGAAUUUGGUGUGGAAAUAUGACACAGGCCUCUUUGCCUACACCAGUGGGUGUCUUGUGGUCAUAGAGGACCUUCAUUCUGGUACUCAAAGGCACCUUAUGGGGCACACAGAAGAGAUCUCUACAUUAGCCCUACAGCAUGAUGGUCUGAUGCUGGCCUCAGCCUCUGGGCCUUCUGAUACAGUAGCCAGUCAGAUCCUCUUGUGGAACCUGCCAGAUGGAGUUUGUCAAAAGGUUCUAACCCACCAUGAACAUGAGAUAGUCUGUCUAGCAUAUUCCCGUGAUGACAGAUUCCUUGUGUCAGUGGGUGAUUACAGGGAGUGUUCUGUUGUGGUUUGGAGCACAAGAGACUUGGUAGUCCUUGCCUCCUCUUUUGCCAGGCAUCCAGUUCAUGACAUCAUGUGGGAUCCAUACACUGCUAAUGAAUUUUGCUCCGUGGGUCAAGAUGGCUCUGUGUUGUUUUGGUUACUGGAUGAGACUGGUGAUCAGAUGACACUCAAUGUUCAUGAGCCAGAGGUUCCAGAUGAACUUACACAGUCCAAGAAAGUUAGAGAUGAGUAUUAUGAUUUCACAGCUGUUUGGUAUGCAGGAGACAGUACUAUGUAUGCUGCUACAAGCUCAGGAAUGUUGUCUGCCUGGGACACCAGGCAGAACAAGUGCUUCAUUCACUGGGAAGGAGACUCUGCUGAAAUUGGUAUGCUUAUGGGAUAUGGUGGUACUCUUAUAGCUGGCAGUGCCUCAGGGAAUCUCAGAUUGUGGUCUGUGGUAGGAGUGAGUGAGAUGCGACUUCCUGGAGAUGCCACUAGAUUAUCCAGCAAUGGUUUGGUUAUGGAAGAUGAAAUGACACUUGAUGGAGCCAUUAUUUCUGCAUCAUUUGAUGAAGCAUUGGAAACUGGCAUUAUUGGUACAUCAUCAGGUACAUUAUGGUAUGUCAACUGGGAUGAAAGAACCAGUAUCAGGUUGGUCAGUGGCCAUGCACAGAAGAUUAAUGACUUACUCUUCAGUGGUCCAGAUGACCAGUACUUUGCAACAUGUAGCACUGAUGGAAUCUUACAUCUCUGGAGCAAGGAUAACUUGGAACAUCUUCAGUUUCAAGUUCUUGGACAGAAUUGCAACUGUGUGUCCUUCAGUCCAGUACCAACUGCCACUCCCACUAAAUCUGUCACAAACGAGGGACAGACUAUCGCAACUGUCCACCCACAGCCUCAACCUGAUGAUGAGACUAUUAUUCACCCUUCACAUUGUGCUGCUGGGUACAGUGAUGGAACUAUCAGAAUAUUUGAUUUGGGUAAAGUGGAAAUGGUUAUGAAAAUGCAGCCUCAUGCUGCCGCAGUGACAGCAAUAGCAUUCUCAUCUUUUGGAAGAGUGAUUAUCAGUGGUGCUGAAGAUGGUUUGCUGGCUAUCAGUAGUCCCUCAACAGGGUUGACAGUGAGACUUUUGAAUGAUCACAAGGGUGCACCAAUCACAUGUAUUCACAUCUCAUCUGUUAAGGAUCAACAGUACCCAAUGUCAUCCCCAUUGCUGUGGCUAGCAGCAAGUGCUGAUCGCCGCGUCAGUAUCUGGAGUGCUGACUGGUCCAAAGACUUCUGUGAAUUAGUAGACUGGCUGACAUUUCCUGCCCCACCCUUUGGACCUGAUGGACAAGCUCUUAGGAGAGGGGACCCUGCCCACUUCUCACAGCUGCCUCCAAGCCUGGCCCAAUUCUCUCCUACAGACCCUGACAUUGUUGUCUACACUGGCUAUGGCAUGCAGAAAGCUGUUCAGUUCUACAGUCUGGCUCAGAAAAAGGUUGUACGUACUGCAGCACUCACUCAGUGGGUGACCUCCAUGGAUAUAUCACCCAUGGGACAUCUCAUUGCUUUUGCAACAGAAGAGCGAUUAGUCAAACUGAUGGACUACAAUGAGGGAAGCUUUCAGGAUUUCAUGGGACACUGUGAUGGUGUGAGCAAUGUUAGGUUUGCACCAUCUGGGGAACUACUGUGUUCAACAAGCCAGUCAGAAAUUUUGAUGUGGAACGUCAGGGCUGAACUUGAUUAGGUUGCAUGAACCAGUAUUGGGGUUCCUAUAACAGCACAUUUCCAUACUUGGAGGGUGAAUUGAGAAGAUAGUACAGUACAACAAGAUCUAGCCUGUUUGACUGAAGAGGAAGGAGAGGGUAGAAUGAAAUUUGUGUGCAAAGUGUAACUAUUUGGGGAACAGGAUGAUCCCACUGAAUCUGACCUAAACAUCCAGCAAAUGAUAGAAAUUUCAUUGGAAAACAAAUGCAUAAUGUCCCAAAAACAACAGCAAAACAGUAGCAUGGUGAAAAGUAAAGUAACAUGAAAACUCUCAAGACAUAUUGCUCUCAAAAAAGCAACACUUAUUUUAUAUACACAAAAUCAUACACAUCACAACACUCACAAACUUAAAAGUAACAUGUUACAAGUGAGCAUAUUCCACCAAUAUGUAUAUCAUGGUGGUCAAGAAACUCUCUUGAGAAAUUCCUCUGUAAAUGAAGAGGGUAAAAAUCCUGAAAUGCCAUGAAAUGUUUGAAAAGAAUAGAAAAUUUUCUUGUAUUGAUGUAAAUUCUUUCUGGAAAUGGUUUGAAACCUGAAUCUGUUGUCUUUGUGGCCCAAUGUGGUAAAUAGCCUCAAAGGCUCUCUCUCUUAAAAGUUAUUGCAUAGUCUGUAAACAACACGACUUCUAGAGAGGGUCACAUGUUUAUGGAGUGUUGUACAUACUAGUUGCAUACAGUCCUGUUGUAAAUAUCACAGAAACAACGUGUGAAUAUAAUUUGUUAAUAUUUUGUGAUUAAUUGUGGCAGACUUUUUUACACAGCAGUUUACAUGCUUACCAGGAUUGGUUAUUUUGUAUGCAAUAAUACCACUGAUAAGUGUGUGGAUGUAAAAUGCAUUUGAUCUCAACAACCCAAGGAUCCAUAAACUGUCUCCAUAAAUUCCAGUGUUACACUCACUGUCAGUAGUAGCAUUAAACUGAAAGUCUUUUUCCUUGCA